Messenger RNA from Cervus elaphus (red deer), 1418 nucleotides. It is a transcript of the gene HOXB2, whose product is annotated as homeobox B2. The transcript is spliced from 2 exons. The record is from RefSeq and is a predicted model, not a curated record. NCBI's taxonomy places the organism in Eukaryota, Metazoa, Chordata, Mammalia, Artiodactyla, Cervidae. Gene Ontology annotation, biological process: regulation of DNA-templated transcription. Gene Ontology annotation, molecular function: DNA-binding transcription factor activity, RNA polymerase II-specific; DNA binding. Bases 207 to 1262 code for a protein of 351 amino acids.
UAGAGAGAGUCCCCAUACUCUUGUAUUUAUCAGCAAUAUACAAUUAUAAAGACCCAAAAUUUAAAAAAACAAAAAAGAGAGAACAAAAUCUUCCCCUCCCAAAAUCGCUGCAUCACACAAACCUGGGGGGGGCAGGAGGGGGGGUCCCUUCCGAUCCUCCCUCCUGACGCCCCCCCAGCAGGCCCCCUCCCCCACCAUUGAAAGCCAUGAAUUUUGAAUUUGAGAGGGAGAUUGGGUUUAUAAACAGCCAGCCAUCGCUCGCCGAGUGUCUGACUUCCUUCCCCGCUGUCUUGGAGACAUUUCAAACUUCAUCAAUCAAGGAGUCGACAUUAAUUCCUCCUCCUCCUCCUUUCGAGCAAACCUUCCCCAGCCUCCAGCCCGGCGCCUCCACCCUUCAGAGACCCGGGAGCCAAAAGCGAGCCGAAGAUGGGCCCGCUCUGCCGCCGCUCCCCGCCGCCCCCCUGGCCCCCGAGUUCCCCUGGAUGAAAGAGAAGAAAUCCGCCAAGAAACCCAGCCAAUCCGCCGCGUCUCCCCCGGCCGCCUCCUCCGUCCCGGCCUCCGGGGUCGGAUCGCCGGCAGAUGGGCCGGGACUGCCGGAGGCCGCCGGCGGCGGGGCGCGCAGGCUGCGCACCGCUUACACCAACACGCAGCUGCUGGAGCUGGAGAAGGAAUUCCACUUUAACAAGUACCUGUGCCGGCCGCGACGCGUGGAGAUCGCGGCCUUGCUGGACCUCACCGAGAGGCAGGUGAAAGUGUGGUUCCAGAACCGGCGCAUGAAGCACAAGCGGCAGACGCAGCACCGAGAGCCGCCCGACGGGGAGCCAGCCUGCCCCGGCGCGCCGCAGAACACCGGCGAGCCAGCCGAAGAGCCUGUGGCUAGCCCGGGCCGCCCCUCCGUAUUGCGGGCCUCCCGAGCAGCCUGUUGUCACCCGCCCGAGGUCGCGCAGGGGCCUCCGGGCGCCUCGGGCCCCCGGCCUUUGGCCGCUCGCGUGGAGGGCGCGGACGCGCGGAGCCCGGGCGGCGCGCUGCGCGGGGCCGGCGGACGGGAGCCCGAGCCGUUGCCAGAAGACGCCUUCUCGGAGCGGCAGGAUUCGCCUUUCUUGCCCGACCUCAGCUUCUUCGCGGCCGACUCCUGUCUCCAGCUGUCCGGAGGCCUCUCCCCUAGUCUCCAGGGCUCUCUGGACAGCCCGGUUCCCUUUUCCGAGGAAGAGCUGGACUUCUUCACCAGCACGCUGUGUGCCAUCGACCUGCAGUUCCCUUAAUAACCCGCUUCCUUCUCUCGACCCCUGCCCCCCCUCAGCAGCCUGCGGACAAACCCAAGGACCCCCCUCCCCAAGUCGUAUGGACUUCUUUAUGUGUUUUGCUAAAAUUCAGGUAUUAUUGAAUUAGCGUUUAAUCCACCUCCUUUCUUUAAAAUA